AUGAACUUUGGGGUAAUGGCUGGCCAUUUGGGUUGGGGUUUAAUAGGAGAGGAGGGUUGGAGGAAGGGACCCUGGACUUCUGACGAAGAUAGAUUGCUUAUUGAGUAUGUCAGGCUGCAUGGUGAAGGACGAUGGAACUCUGUUGCUAGGCUUGCAGGGUUGAAAAGGAAUGGAAAGAGCUGUAGACUGAGGUGGGUGAAUUAUCUGAGGCCAGACCUCAAGAGGGGGCAGAUAACCCCUCAUGAGGAGAGCAUAAUUCUAGAGCUGCAUGCUAGAUGGGGGAACAGGUGGUCAACAAUUGCUCGAAGCUUGCCAGGGAGAACUGACAAUGAGAUCAAGAACUACUGGAGGACCCAUUUCAAGAAAAAAGCUAAAGUCCCUUCUGAUGCCUCUGAAAAGGCAAAAACACGCCUGCUAAGGAGGCAGCAAUUUCAACAACAGCAGCAACAGCAGCAGCUGCUACAACAACAACAACAGCAACAGCAACAAUUGCAACUGAAUCAAGCGGACAUGAAAAGGAUCCUGGCCUUGCUCGAUGAAAAUGACCAUAAGGCUACAUCUGUACCUCAAGCAAGGCAGGAAAUGAGCACCAUGUAUCCCAACACCACUGAGGAGCAGAGCUAUUUCUAUUCCUUGCUCAAUAGCAAUGUGCUUGUGCCUGAGGCCUCAAACGAGGACAUAAUAUGGGAUGGAUUAUGGAUGGAUGAUGUCCAUGGCAAUUUCAAUACAGCCAGCGCCACAACCAGAGCUAGUCUGCAGAAUCUAGUCACUCCCUUUUUAAAUCUUUGACUAGUUUCA
Juglans regia (Persian walnut) is the source of this 798-nucleotide messenger RNA. Its product is annotated as transcription factor MYB2-like. Gene Ontology annotation, molecular function: sequence-specific DNA binding; DNA-binding transcription factor activity. Gene Ontology annotation, biological process: regulation of DNA-templated transcription. The transcript is spliced from 3 exons. The record is from RefSeq and is a predicted model, not a curated record. The coding region runs from base 1 to 789 and encodes 262 amino acids. Lineage: Eukaryota; Viridiplantae; Streptophyta; Magnoliopsida; Fagales; Juglandaceae. Gene Ontology annotation, cellular component: nucleus.